CCUACUUUGGCUUAGCCUUUUGCACCAAAAAAAAAAAAACGCUCAAGUGAGAAACCCUAGCCCCCCAAAUCUGCUGCACACACACACAGUCGGGAGAACUCGUCGCAGUUGUCGAAAAAAUCGGAGAAUGCCGACCAUCAGUAUUGGCAGAGACCGUCUCUUCGCUGCCCUUGGAGAAUCCUACACUCAGGAAGAGUUCGAGGAUCUGUGUUUCCGUUUCGGUAUCGAGCUUGAUGAUGUGACUACUGAGAAGGCAAUUAUAAGGAAAGAAAAACACAUCGAAGAAGAAGCUGAUGAAGAUGAAGAAAUCAUCUACAAGAUUGAAAUCCCUGCCAACAGAUAUGAUUUGCUUUGCCUCGAAGGGCUUGCGCAAGCUCUUCGCGUUUUUAACAAGAAACAGGAGAUACCUACGUAUAUCCUUGCUGACAUUAGAAAAGACAAGAUGCUUCAGAUGAAUGUUAAACCUGAGACAUCGACGAUUCGUCCAUUUGUUGUAUGUGCUGUUUUGAGAGGUGUUUCCUUUGACGAGGCUCGCUACAACAGCUUCAUUGAUCUUCAGGAUAAGCUGCAUCAGAAUAUUUGCCGGCGAAGAUCCCUGGUUGCAAUUGGAACUCACGACCUUGAUACAUUGCAAGGCCCAUUCACAUACGAGGCUCUGCCGCCAACGGAUAUAAAUUUUGUACCUUUAAAGCAAACAAAGAGCUUCAGGGCUGACGAACUAAUGGAAUUUUACAAGUCAGAUAUGAAGCUAAAAAAAUUUCUACACAUAAUCGAGAAUUCACCCGUCUUCCCUGUAUUAUACGACAGCAAAAGAACUGUGCUGUCGUUGCCACCUAUUAUCAAUGGCGCACAUUCUGCAAUUACCCUGCAGACAAAGAAUGUCUUCAUUGAAUGCACAGCAACUGAUUUGACGAAAGCCAAGACUGUUCUGAAUACAAUGGUUACAACUUUUUCAGAGUAUUGUGAGAGAAAAUUUGAGAUUGAGCCUGUUGAAGUUACAUAUGAUGACGGGAAGUCAUACAUCUAUCCGGAUUUAGCUGUCUAUGAUAUGGAAGUUUCUCUCUCUUAUAUUACAGACUCAAUUGGAGUCUCUUUGGAGGUGGAACAGGUUACAAGUCUGCUGACCCAAAUGCAACUACAUGCUGAGCCAGCCAAGUCUAGUGAUAACCAAUGUGCCAUAAAAGUACAUGUACCCCCCAGCAGGAGUGACGUUCUCCACCCUUGUGAUGUUAUGGAGGAUGUUGCCAUCGCCUAUGGUUUCAAUAACCUUCCAACAAGAUCCCCUGCUUCGAUAAAACCGCUGCCUUUGAAUGAGCUCACCGAUCUUCUCAGAAUAGAGAUUGCCAUGAAUGUGUACACUGAGGUGGUAACGUGGCUACUAUGUUCGCGCAAGGAAAACUUUGCGAUGCUAAAUAGAGAGGAUGAUAACUCAGCAGUAAUAAUUGAGAACCCGCGGUCUGCUGACUUUGAGGCCAUGAGGAGGACUCUCAUGCCCGGAAUAUUGAAAACUGUUGGCUCAAACAAAGACCACCCUAAACCAAUUAAGAUUUAUGAAAUCAGUGAUGUGGCCAUGUUGGAUGAGAGCAAAGACGUUGGUGCAUCCAAUCGACGCCAUCUUGCUGCACUACAUUGUGGUGCCACUUCUGGAUUUGAGCUUAUCCAUGGCCUCGUCGAUAGAAUCAUGGAAGUGAUGGCAAUCCCAUUUGUACCGGUCAAUGACAAUACGGGAUACUAUAUAAAGCUCUCUCAAGAGCCUGAGUUUCUACCGGGCAGGCAAGCUAGCAUCGUUGUCCGAGGGAAACAAAUUGGCAACUUCGGGAUAGUGCAUCCACAGGUUUUGAACAACUUUGACAUCCCUGAUCCAUGCUCUUUCGUGGAGAUAGACGUCGAAGCCCUCUUAUAGAAAAGAAACCAACCAAGUGUUCUCAUCUGGUUCUUGUUGUCUCUGUGAUUUACAAACAUUUAACUACUCAGUUGUUUUUGACCCCAUUUGUUAUAAUCAAUUUUUAUAUUCCCAACUUUUUCUCGAUUA
Camelina sativa (false flax) is the source of this 2032-nucleotide messenger RNA. RefSeq names its product phenylalanine--tRNA ligase beta subunit, cytoplasmic. Gene Ontology annotation, molecular function: magnesium ion binding; phenylalanine-tRNA ligase activity; RNA binding. Gene Ontology annotation, cellular component: cytoplasm; phenylalanine-tRNA ligase complex. The record is from RefSeq and is a predicted model, not a curated record. Gene Ontology annotation, biological process: phenylalanyl-tRNA aminoacylation. Lineage: Eukaryota; Viridiplantae; Streptophyta; Magnoliopsida; Brassicales; Brassicaceae.